GCGAAACACCCUUGGGCAAGAUGGGUCUAUACCGUGUCCGCCUGGCCACCGGGGCCUCGCUCUUCGCAGGCUCCACCAACCAAGUGCAGCUGUGGCUGGUUGGGCAGCACGGGGAGGCGUCGCUCGGGACGCACCCGUCGCCCGGGCGGGGCAAGGAGUCAGAAUUCAAGGUGGACGUGCCGGAGUACCUGGGGCCGCUGCUGUUUGUGAAACUGCGCAAACAGCACCUCAUCCGGGAUGACGCCUGGUUCUGCAACUGGAUCUCGGUGCAGGGCCCCGGGGCCAGUGGGGACGAGUACAGGUUCCCUUGUUACCGCUGGGUGGAGGGCGACCGCGUCCUGAGCCUAGCGGAGGGCACCGGCUGCAUGGUGCUUGACGACCCUCAAGGCCUGUUCAAGAAGCACAGGGAAGAGGAGCUGGAAGAGAGAAGGAAGCUGUACCGGUGGGGUAACUGGAAGGAUGGCUUAAUCCUGAAUGUGGCUGGGACCAAAACAUGUGACCUUCCUGUAGAUGAGAGAUUUCUGGAGGACAAGAGAAUUGACUUUGAGGCUUCACUGGCCAAAGGGCUGGCAGACCUUGCUAUCAAAGACUCUUUAAACAUUCUGACUAGAUGGAAUGAUCUGAAUGACUUCAACCGGAUUUUCUGGUGUGGGCAGAGCAAGCUGGCUGAGCAAGUGCGGGACUCCUGGAAGGAGGAUGCCUUAUUUGGGUACCAGUUUCUCAAUGGCACCAACCCCAUGCUGCUGAGGCGCUCUACUCACCUUCCUGAACGCCUAGUGUUCCCUCCAGGGAUGGAGGAACUGAGGGCCCAGCUGGAGAAGGAGUUGGAGGGAAAUACGCUGUUUGAAGCUGACUUCUCCCUGCUGGAUGGGAUCAAGGCCAAUGUCAUCCUAUGCACCCAACAGCACCUGGCUGCCCCUCUGGUCAUGCUGAAACUGCAGCCUGAUGGGAAACUCUUGCCCAUGGUCAUCCAGCUCCAGCUGCCGAAAAUAGGGUCCCCGCCACCUCUGCUUUUCCUGCCCACGGAUCCCCCAAUGGUCUGGCUUCUGGCCAAGUGCUGGGUCCGUAGCUCUGACUUCCAGCUUCAUGAGCUGCAGUUUCAUCUUCUGAGGGGACACUUGGUGGCUGAGGUCAUUACUAUGGCCACCAUGAGGUGCCUUCCGUCACUACAUCCUAUCUUCAAGCUUAUGAUUCCCCACCUGCGGUACACGCUGGAAAUUAACGUCCGGGCCAGGAGUGGGCUGGUUGCCGACAUGGGAAUAUUCGACCAGGUGAUGAGCACAGGUGGGGGAGGCCACGUGGAGCUGCUCAAGCGAGCCAGAGCCUUCCUGACCUAUAGAUCAUUCUGUGUCCCUGACGAUUUGGCUGACCGGGGGCUCCUGGGGGUCAAGUCUUCCUUCUAUGCCCAAGAUGCUCUGGGGCUCUGGGAAAUCAUCUCUCGGUACGUGGAGGGAAUUGUGAAUCUCUACUAUAAGACAGACGAGUCUGUGCGAGACGACCCUGAGCUGCAGAGCUGGUGUCGAGAGUUCACUGAAGUGGGGCUGCUAGGGGCCCAGGACCAAGGGUUUCCUGUCUCUUUACAGUCUCGGGAACAGGUUUGCCGCUUUGUCACCAUGUGCAUCUUCACCUGCACUGGCCAGCACUCCUCUGUCCACCUGGGCCAGCUGGACUGGUGCUCUUGGGUCCCUAAUACACCCUGCACGAUGCGGCUGCCCCCGCUGACCACCAACAAUGCAACACUGGAGACUGUGAUGUCAACACUGCCUAACUUUCACCAAGCCUCUGUCCAGAUGUCCCUCAUUUGGCAACUGGGCAGAUGCCAGCCCACUAUGGUGGCUUUGGGCCAGCAUAAGGAGGAGUAUUUUUCAGGCCCUGGGCCCAGGGCUGUGCUGAAGAAGUUCAGGGAGGAGCUGGCUGCCCUGGAUAAGGAAAUUGAGAGCCGGAAUGCAAAGCUGGACAUGCCUUAUGAGUACCUGCGGCCCAGCCUGGUGGAAAACAGUGUGACCAUAUGAACGUCCCCAGCCUUUGGCUGUUUCAGCCCCGCUCCAGGCCACAACCAUGUGCCUUUGUGGUUUCAGUCCUUCCCUCCCAAGCCCUGCCCUCUUCCCCAUGUCCCACCCUCAUUGUCUCUGCCUCCAGCAAACAGAUUUUAUUCUAGAUGUAUCACCUAGGGGCCUCACUCCUCCUUCCUCCCUCCCUCCUUUUCUCUUUCCCUCCGUCUUCAUUCAGAUCAGGAUGAUAAUACGUAUUACUCCACACCUUUUAUGCACCAAAUGUGAUUCUGAACCUAAAUUGAGUUUAACAACACAAAAAGAUAUUUUAGACUAAUGAUAGAAAAGAAUGAGGAUGACUGUGUUUAAUAAAACAUUGGCAAAAGAUUAUAGAGCAUCACAAAAUUUCUCUUUGUCACUGGGUAGGAUUUAGCACAUGUCCUGAAGCCAGACACACCACAAAGCAAAGCAUUAACGCAGCGACUCUCAAGAGUUUUGACUCGCAAGAUUUUCAUUUCAUGGCUCACUUAGAAAAUGAUGAUCGAAAGUAAGCCGGUUACACCGGGGAAGCUGCUUUUG
Messenger RNA from Lemur catta (Ring-tailed lemur), 2570 nucleotides. It is a transcript of the gene ALOX15, whose product is annotated as arachidonate 15-lipoxygenase. Bases 21 to 2012 code for a protein of 663 amino acids. Gene Ontology annotation, biological process: linoleic acid metabolic process; lipid oxidation. NCBI's taxonomy places the organism in Eukaryota, Metazoa, Chordata, Mammalia, Primates, Lemuridae. The record is from RefSeq and is a predicted model, not a curated record. Gene Ontology annotation, cellular component: cytosol; plasma membrane. The transcript has 14 exons. Gene Ontology annotation, molecular function: protein binding; iron ion binding; arachidonate 12(S)-lipoxygenase activity.